GAGUCUUUUGUGCUUACUCUUUGGUUUGUAAUGGCGAAUUUUUAAAGGUUCCCUUUAACUGACAAGUGUCUGUGAUUCCGUAUAAAACCAGCAGCACAGCUGUCAUGGACUGGAGCCCUGGAUCUCUCAUGAUGGAGCGGAAACUACACCGGAGGCAGGGGAGCAUUGACCUUUUAGAAACCAUCGGAGUUGUAAAUGAGAAUGGCAAUGAGAUCCCAUCUAUGCCACCAGUGCAACCUCCCCUGACCUACGAUUUUGUCCUUGUGGCAAAAAUAUCAGAAGAAGAGGAAAAUAACCAAUGCAACAGAAAACAGAAAGCUUUUAUUGAAACUUUGAAAGCUAAGAAAUUAAAUGUUCAUAAAUUUAGAGAUGACGAUAAAGUAUUUUAUUGCAUUAGAGCACCAGAAAGGGUUUUUGAGACAUACCGGUAUCUCUUAAAAGUGUCUGAUGCCUGUAACUGGAGUUGUGAGCAGCAGGGUACUAUACCUCAGUCAACCAGGAUUCGUAUUGUUGAUUUCAUUCUGCAUCACACAUGCAUCGAUUCUGAGGGUGUUUCAGAAUAUCUGCCCGAUCUCAUGAAAAAAAAAGUUUUCGAGACUCACUUCUGCUUACAUGAGAAAAGGGAGCAGAAAGAACUGAAGCAGAGCUGGGCUCGAUGGUCCGCUUGUUUUCGGGGGCAACCCAUAACUAACGUCAGAAACUACCUUGGCGAGAAGGUGGCUCUUUAUUUCCUGUGGCUGGGCUGGUACACAUUUCUCUUGAUUCCUGCUUCUGUAAUUGGUCUCAUAGUAUUCCUGUAUGGCCUGGCUUUCUACAGCACAAGUCCUCUCAUACAAGAGGUGUGCCAGUCGAACGUUAUUAUGUGCCCUCUGUGCGAUAUUAGUUGCAAAGUGUGGGAGCUUUCCGACACCUGCAUGUAUGCAAAGGUGAGCCUUCUGUUUGAUAAUGAGGGAACAGUAGCAUUCGCCAUGUUCAUGGCUGUGUGGGCCACUGUGUUUCUGGAGUUUUGGAAGCGUCACAGUUCGUCUUAUGUGUGCGCAUGGAAGGUCUUUGACUGGUGUGAGGAAGAGGAGGAGUUGAUUCUGGAGAUUGUAAAUAAUGCACACUGUGAACCCAAGAUGCCCAUGCACUCUUAUCUACGGUCCACUAUAGUAAUGGUUUUAGCCACACUCAUGAUGCUGAUCAUCAUUGGUUUGACCCAUGUCCUGGUUGUGUUUCGAGUGAUUGCUACUGUACUGUUGGCUGAAAACAGUUCUUGGCCGGUCAUUACGGAGAAUUCCCAAACAGUUGCCCUGAUGCUCGGAGCUGUGCUACACUACAUCACCAUCACCGUCAUGACUCGGGUCAAUUGUACAGUAGCCAUGAAGCUGAGUGAAAUAGAGAAUAAGCACUCCCAUUCUGCCAUUGAAAGGAGUUUUACAGUGAAGAUGUUCACAUUCCAGUUCUUUACAAUGUUCUCCUCUCUCAUGUACACAGCGUUCUUUCUGGGAAGAAUUAAUGGUCACCCUGGAGGAUAUACAAGAAUAUCUGGCAGAUGGAGACUGGAGGAGUGUCACCCAAGUGGCUGUCUCACAGAUUUGUUCAUUCAGAUGUCUAUUAUCAUGGUACUUAAACAGACCUUCAACAAUAUCUUUGAAUAUUCUGGUCCCUGGUUUAGAAGGUGGUUGAACAGGAAAAAGACCCAGAAGCUGCGGAGAAGAUGUGUCAAAUGCUAUAAGAAGGAGUGUAUGAGCGCCAAGGAAGGAUCCGAACUCUGUGAAAACUGCAAACGCGAAGACCUCCACAGAAACUAUGGCCUGAUUAAAACUGAUAGCUUCAGCCUCUUUAAUGAGUUCUUGGAAAUGGUGAUGCAGUUCAGUUUUACUACUAUCUUCGUAGCAGCAUUUCCUUUGGCUCCAUUGUUGGCUCUUCUAAACAACAUCAUUGAGAUCCGAUUGGAUGCCAUUAAGAUGGUCAGUCUUGAACGCAGACUAGUACCAACAAAGGCCAACAAUAUUGGUGUUUGGACAGAAGUGCUGGAGGCCAUUAGUGUGCUUGCGGUCAUUGCUAAUGGACUGGUCAUUGGUAUAUCCUCUGAUUUCAUUCCUCGUCUGGUUUACAAGUACUACUAUGGGCCUUGUGCCAGCGGCAGUGCUACAGGCAUUGAUUGUAUGGUUGGAUACAUAAACAACACACUUUCCAUUGCUUAUAUAAGUGAUAAGAGAGUUAGUGAAGAUUUCACACAUCAUCAGAUGGUCACUUACAGUGGCAUAAAUGUGACACACUGCAGCUACAGAGACUACAGAAGUAAUGAAGACUAUAGUUUAACUAAUCAGUUUUGGGUCAUUCUGGCAGCACGAUUAGUCUUCAUCAUUCUGUUUGAGCAUGUAGUUGUGAUCUUUAAGUGUGUAGCAAGCUGGUUUGUCCCUACUUCCCCCCUGGAUGUGAGAAAUGAAAGACUGUAUGAUAAACUCAAAAGGCUGAAAGAAGAAUUGAGAGUUCAAAGAGCACAACCGGACACUUUGACCAAACUAAAUGAGAAUGGUAAUGUGAAAAGAACAUCUAAACAGAAAAAGGCAAACAAGCUAAAUAGUAUGUGAGACAAAUGAGCUAAAACAAGGUGCCCCCACAUAACAAUCUUAUUUUUGUGUAAUCUCAAGAAUAUUUGGCUGGAUGAGUGUAUAUGUCUUUGAUACAUUGAUCAAAGCAUUGAUACAGUUGCAUGAAUUGUAUAUAAUUUUGUAUUUUUUAGCAUGGAAACCCAUUAGUUGCAUUUUUUAUAAGAUGUAUAUAUAAAACAAAAUGUGACCUAUUAUACUCAUGAUAAAUGGCAUGGUUAUAUAAUUCAGUUAUUUUGUGAAAUAAUGUAUAAAAAUAGAGCCAAUGAAAGUGCUGUGGUUUGAGUUCCUGUCAACAUGUAAUUGAAUAAAAUGAAUAAAAUUGA
Rhinichthys klamathensis goyatoka is the source of this 2923-nucleotide messenger RNA. Its product is annotated as anoctamin-9. Gene Ontology annotation, cellular component: plasma membrane. Gene Ontology annotation, biological process: chloride transmembrane transport. The record is from RefSeq and is a predicted model, not a curated record. The transcript has 24 exons. Gene Ontology annotation, molecular function: protein dimerization activity; chloride channel activity. Bases 105 to 2579 code for a protein of 824 amino acids. NCBI's taxonomy places the organism in Eukaryota, Metazoa, Chordata, Actinopteri, Cypriniformes, Leuciscidae.